Enterobius vermicularis (human pinworm) is the source of this 1722-nucleotide messenger RNA. NCBI's taxonomy places the organism in Eukaryota, Metazoa, Nematoda, Chromadorea, Rhabditida, Oxyuridae. The record is from the annotation of a GenBank genome assembly.
AUAUAUAUUCUAGAUUGGCAAAAGAAAUGUAUUUCUGAUAAAAGACUGUUAAAAGGUGCUAACAUGCUUCUUAUGCUACGUGAGGCGGUAGUAAAGAGAAGAGAUUCUUUGUUAAUACUUCCGUUCGUGGCGAUCGUCAAAGAGAAGGUUAUUUUUCUUCAGUUUUUUUGCUCACUGUUCAUUCACUUAGAAAGCUUUUGUAGUCGACUGCCACCUUUAAAAAGACGAGAAAAACGCACAAUUUAUGUGGCGACUUUCGAGAAAGCUAAUAUGUUAAUUAAUUGUUUAAUUGAAAACGACCGUUUACAGGAAAUUGGGCUUGUUAUUGUGGAUGAAGUAUUUCUUAUAUUUGUUUUUUGGAUUUUAGUGUUUUCUUUUUAUUUGAUGCUGAGUGUAAGACAUCUUAUUUCUACUUUAGGCGAAGGGCAAAUUGUUGGUAUUACUGCAACGCUUGCCAACAGUGAUGAAGUAGCAAGUUUUUUGAACGCGUCGGUGUUUACCACGGAUUUUCGUCCGGUAGUUAUACUUGCUACUAAACUUGCUAAAAAAGAUCCAGAUGGCUUGGUUCCGCUGCUACAGGACCUUAUUCCUAGGAAAUCGGUAAUUAUAUUUUGCCCCACAAAACUUGGAUGUGAAAAUAUUUGUAAAUCGAUUGUUCGUAUUGCUCCAAAGUCUUUACGUCAUCAAAAAACUGAAGUUCGUAAAGCACUAGUUAAUAGUUUAAAACAAGAUGAUGAUGGACAUGUCUAUCCUUAUUUGGAGACAGGAUUAAUGUCUGGCGUAGGUUUCCAUCACAGUGGUCUAACUUCAGAGGAAAGAGAAGUAGUGGAAAACGCCUUUCAAGUUGGGGCAGUAAGCAUACUUUGUUCGACCUCAACUUUAGCCGCGGGUGUUAAUUUACCUGCGCGGCGUGUUAUUAUAAAGGCGCCGUAUGUUGGCCGUGAGCUGUUGAAAAAAUCUCAGUAUCUGCAGAUGGUUGGUCGGGCUGGUAGGGCAGGUUACGAUGAAAUAGGUGAUGCAGUUACGAUAGUUCGUUCAGGAAUUGAAGAAAUGAAGGUUAUUGAUAGCUUUCAAGCUAAGUUGACUCUGAACGUUUUUUUCUGUUCAGUGUUUGAAUUGACCGUAUUUAAGUUUAAAAGUAAACAUUCGUUUGAAAAACAAAAGAUUGCUUUCAGUAUUUGGUUAAUUCUUUUUAAGGGCAUUGUGUUUUCAUCGCACUUCCAUUUGAUCUUCAUCAUAAUACCUCUUGAUACCUUCACUGUGAUUGACUGGAAUAUUUUUUACGAAGAGAAGGAAGGAGACGUUGCUGUACGAGUCUAUGCAGCCUUUAUGAUGCAGCGGAUUUGGAAACAGGAGUCUUUUUGGAGCGUCAGUCAGCGUUUCUCUGUUACUCGAGGGUGGUUGCAAUCAACAUUGCAAUCAAUUUGUUCUCAAGCGUCUUCGAUUGCUCGGUUUGCUGAGACAAUUCCUUCUUUGUGGGCCUUAAAACUUCUUCUCCCAGAACUCGUUUGUAAGCUUCGUGAAUGCAAAGAACAGGAAUUGAUUCCUCUUUUAGCCAUUGACUAUGUGAAAAGAGGUCGCGCUCGACAGUUAUAUGAAAAAGGGUAUAGAACAGUUGGCGCAGUAGCGAGUGCUGAUCCUGUUGUUCUGGUGCAGUCUAUUCAGAAUCUUAGCAGCCGACACGCUUCAAUCAUCGUUCGUAGCGCUCAGGUUUUUUUCUAA